Messenger RNA from Fomitiporia mediterranea MF3/22, 1212 nucleotides. RefSeq lists its product as uncharacterized. Bases 1 to 1212 code for a protein of 403 amino acids. The transcript has 7 exons. The record is from RefSeq and is a predicted model, not a curated record. NCBI's taxonomy places the organism in Eukaryota, Fungi, Basidiomycota, Agaricomycetes, Hymenochaetales, Hymenochaetaceae.
AUGAUAGGAUUUUCGAGCCGGAAAAGUGUAUCACUCUUUAUUGCCUUCAAAGACAGAAGCAAUCUAUCAUAUUCAACAUCAGCUAAGGCUGAACAAAAGAGCUUCUGCUGUUCUUGCUCAACCUUCAAAGCUGACAACAAUAAAGGGAAGCCUGUCCAAGCAAUGUUGUUAGAGCUUUAUCAUAAACUUGUACCACCUUCGGACACAGGAGCCAAGGCAAUAUCUACAUAUUUAUCUAGCCUCUGUGGUGAAACCAAGAUUAGUGAUUCAUUGAGUCUUGGACCAGGCUCUAGGCCACAUGUUUUGCAAAUCCGCAACAUUGUCAACUGUGUUGCUCUCCUAGGAGAGAAAAUGACACUGCCCUCCAAGGAUGAAGUGAAAAGUGCAGUAAACCAUGACUAUGUUCCCUACCAAACAUCAGUACAGGCUGGAGACUUUGGCAUCCUAGGAGCCCAAGGAUUCAAGGAAAAUGUGUUUGAUUGUCUUGGAAACAUAAUUGAUGAUUCCUCUGGCUUUUUCUCAAUCUCUACCACUUCAGUUUUCUGGAAAUAUAUGCCAGUCAUGAAGAAGGUCUCUCUUAUGUGGGAAAAUCCAUUUACAUGGGAGAUUGAUUUCAAUAGUGCAAGAAAUGACGGAUUCGAGACUAUAGCCACAGAAUGGGGCUGCUGUGUAUCACUCAAUAUUACACCAUAUGCUGCCUCACAAUUCCUCGAAUACAGCACCCCGUUUCUGGCUGAUUGUCAUGAGAAUUGGAAGGAUACAGUUCUUGUAACAAAGGUGGAUUACUAUGAAUUGUAUGAAUUCAACAUAUGUGGUGCACAAGCAGAUGCAACAGGAACAACUGCUAUUCAGUCUCUUCCAACAAUAUAUGCAAUUCAACGACAUGUGGGCAAGGCUACCGAACUUGUUUUCUCCAAAAGCCAAAUAGACUUGCAUACAAAGCCUACAGUUUUGGAUGACUACAUUCAAUUCAAGAAGAAACGAAUUGUGAAGGCAAUCGAUUAUGUGCGUAUCAACAUGGACCAAUGCGUAAAGAAAGUUACACGUAUGGAGUCUCAACAGGAAUCAGCCCUCAGAGGGACACAGUACAGUUCAAUCAGCUGUCGAAGACAUGUCGGAAGCGACCGUCCGCUAUUCAUGCAGGAGUACGAAGCACUACCUUUUUCGAGCAGUAGCAAGCACGAAAUGACACCUGUAUCGAAAGAAAUAUGA